UUGGAACAACAACUUUAUUAGCCCCGGCCAGUAGGCGGAGAGGCAGCAGGCAAGGGAGAGAGGGUUCGUCGGGCUCGCGGCCCUCCGUGGACUGAGCCUGCUAAGCGGAGGAUCGCCGUGGCCGGACGACGGAGUGUUGAGACAAGAUAAAGACGGCGACAACUCAGAUGACUGGUGGCGGCAUUAGACGGGAAAGCAAGGCCUUUAAGCUGGGACUCGGGGUAGAGUGGGGGUGGGAGAAAAUCGAAGCCGGAAACUGAAAACUACAAAUCCCAGAAGGCCGAGGGGCCACGUCGCGACGUCCUCGGCCACGAGGCCUGAUGGGACGGGUAGUUUCGAAGACGGCUUAACCUACAGUUUGAGGUUGGAGGUUCUGAGGCCCAAGACGUCCAGAGCUGGGAGAGAUGGAACUGGAGCAGCGGGAGGGGACCAUGGCAGCUGUGGGCUUUGAGGAGUUCUCAGCACCGCCAGGCUCAGAGUUGGCGCUGCCCCCGCUGUUCGGUGGCCACAUCCUGGAGAGCGAACUCGAGACAGAAGUGGAGUUUGUGUCGGGUGGUCUGGGUGGCUCCGGGCUCCGGGAGCGAGAUGAAGAGGAAGAGGCAGCCCGGGGCCGGCGGCGGCGCCAGCGGGAACUGAAUCGCAGAAAGUACCAGGCGCUUGGUCGACGCUGCCGGGAGAUCGAGCAGGUGAACGAGCGGGUCCUGAACAGGCUGCAUCAGGUGCAGAGGAUAACCCGGAGGCUUCAGCAGGAGCGCAGGUUCCUCAUGAGGGUGCUGGACUCCUACGGCGAUGACUACCGGGCCAGCCAGUUCACCAUUGUGCUGGAGGACGAGGGCAGCCAGGGCACAGAUGCCCCUACUCCCGGCAAUGCUGAGAAUGAGCCUCCGGAGAAAGAGGGACUAUCCCCGCCUAGGAGGACUCCCGCACCCCCAGAACCCAGCAGCCCAGCCCCUGGCGAGGGGCCCAGUGGGCGGAAGAGGCGGCGAGCACCACGGGAUGGACGGCGAGCGGGAGCUGCGCUGACUCCAGAGCUGACUCCAGUGCAGAUUAAGGUGGAAGAAGACUUUGGCUUUGAAGCAGAUGAGGCCCUGGACUCGAGCUGGGUUUCUCGGGGUCCAGAUAAGCUGCUGCCCUACCCGACCCUUGCCAGCCCGCCCUUUGACUGACCCACCCCAAUAAACUGACCCCCACACGCACCUUG
Molecule: messenger RNA, 1201 nt
Organism: Carlito syrichta (Philippine tarsier)
Lineage: Eukaryota; Metazoa; Chordata; Mammalia; Primates; Tarsiidae
Gene: TFPT
Product: TCF3 fusion partner
Exons: 6
Coding region: 405-1166 (253 amino acids)
Biological process (GO): apoptotic process; positive regulation of apoptotic process; apoptotic signaling pathway
Cellular component (GO): Ino80 complex
Molecular function (GO): DNA binding
Source: RefSeq, a predicted model, not a curated record